Molecule: messenger RNA, 1861 nt
Organism: Megalobrama amblycephala (Wuchang bream)
Lineage: Eukaryota; Metazoa; Chordata; Actinopteri; Cypriniformes; Xenocyprididae
Product: beta-1,4 N-acetylgalactosaminyltransferase 2
Exons: 12
Coding region: 216-1667 (483 amino acids)
Biological process (GO): UDP-N-acetylglucosamine metabolic process; UDP-N-acetylgalactosamine metabolic process
Cellular component (GO): Golgi membrane
Molecular function (GO): hexosyltransferase activity
Source: RefSeq, a predicted model, not a curated record
UAAUCACUUAAUUAUCUCAUUAACUUUAACACUGCUUCAGUGGGUGGAAAAAAAAUAUGGCAGGACUUUUACUUUCUGAGCCCUGGACUUUCCACCUCUGCGCGAUACCUCCGCGGUGGAUCCGCCACGGAGUCCUUUUGCUGUGUGGGUUGCCUUCUACUUGAGAGAGUCCUGCCCCUCCCUUAUUCACCUGCUGCUCUACACCAGAUUUAAUCAUGCACGGAAUCCGCAAAACCUUAUUCAUCCUCAUUCUUUUAAUGGGUUUGCUCAUGUUCUUUUAUACUGACCGGGAGUUUUGGAGUAAAACUUCAGCACAGAUAUUAAGUUUCUCAAAUUUGCAAGUUCUCAAAGAUCCAGAGAUUACAGACUUCCCCAAAACAAAUAUAGGGCCUUUUCAUAAUGAAAAUCCAACACCCUGUACCUGCCAAAAGACUGCGUCUGCAAACCAAUUUGUGCCAGAAGAUGAGCUGGAUGACUUGCAGAAACGCCGGGCAGAGGAGUUCAGACAACACCAGAUCAGGACAGGGAAAGAAAACGAUGUUCUUAUUCUCGCCCCUGCCAACACCCCACUCCAGUAUCCAAUCAGAGGAUUCAGAGUGACUCCCAUGAACAAAACACUCAUUCCUGGUCUAGCGCUGCAAACACAAAACAGAGCAGUUUACAAGGUGUCUCUAAGGGUGCAGAAAGGGCUGCUCUCAGUGCUGGAUGUUCAGGAGGGUGAGCAGGUGGACGGCCAAAAUGAGGAGCAUCUCAGCAUCUCAUCCAGCAGCCUCCAACAGCUCAAUAAGCUGCUGAGCAGAGUGACCUACACCAGCACCGUCUACCACAUCAAGACCCAAGACCUCGCGUACUUCUCUUUUGAGAACCAUGAAGUCAUAUUCCCGAUAGAGAUCAGACGUUUGUCAGUUCCUGUUCUGUUUGACCCGGGCAAAGAUGUAAACUCCCAGGUCACUGUACUAAUUAAAGCAUUUCUGAGAUAUAAAGAACUAAAAGUCCUCAUCGAUAGUAUUCGUCGCCUCUACCCCAAAAUAAAGAUCAUUGUUGCUGAUGACAGUCUGAAUCCAGAGAAGGUGGUCGGUGACAAUGUAGAACAGUACAUAAUGCCCCCGGCACAGGGCUGGUUUGCCGGCAGAAAUCUGGCAUUGUCGCAGGUCACCACUAAGUACUUCCUGUGGGUGGAUGAUGACUUUGUUUUCCUGAAUGAGACGCGUAUUGAGAGCUUUGUGAAUAUUAUGGAAGCCGUUCCUGAGCUAGAUGUGGUUGGUGGUCAGGUAGAAGGAAAUCAGUUCUUCUUUAAGCUGCAAUAUGAGGAAGGGAGCAGUGAGGAAGGCGGCUGUAUCACGCGUGUCACUCGUACUCACGCGCCUCUGCCAGGUUUUGACGGCUGCUUCUUUGCAGAUGGAGUUGUCAAUUACUUCAUGGGCCGGACAGAGGCUGUGAGGAGGGUCGGUUUUGACCCGUUCCUCAAAAGAGUGGCUCACUCUGAAUUCUUCAUUGACGGACUUGGAGAUUUAUUAGUUGUCACCUGCAAAGGUCUCAGAAUUGGUCACCAAAAACGCAGUCACGACGACAAGUACAGUUCCUUCAGGAAUCCUCCCAAAAGUGAUUCAGAAGCAAAAAUGACCCACCAUUUUUUCAAGAACCAUCUAAAAUGCAUCAAAUACUAAGGAGCAUCUGAGGUUAAAUGUGCUGUUCCUCACACCUUAAUAAUUAUUAUUUGUUUUUGUUUUUUUAUUUACUCUAUCAAUCAAAGGCUUGGACACAUCUACUCAUUCUUUAUUAUGACUGUUUUGGUAAUACGUUACAAUAAGGUUCCAUUAGUUACACAGUAAAAUCCCCAGAGUUAAAUCAACUCUGCUCA